AUGAGUCGUCAGCGUGCAAUCGCUGCCAAUUUCGACGAGGAGCUGCGAUGCCCUCUUGAAAUGGACGGUGGCCGAGCGGAAGGAGGCUGCGUGGUGUGCGCUCGCCGUUUCUGGAUGAACGAGUUGUUUUCCAUGGUUCUCUUUCAGAGGCCGGAUGAAGAUGCGUCGACAAUCGAGGUACCUGCCGGCGCCGAGACGCUGGCCCCGAAUCAGCAGCACCGUCUUUGCCGAUUGUUGGGCGUCGCUCGGUAUGCGGAGCGCUGGCCGCAGAUAGCUCUUUCCGAACUGAAGGCCUCUGCUGUGGAGCAUCCGUACAUUGAAGGCGAGUUUCUGCUGCUGCAUCGCCGCCGCAUGCCGGCAUCUUUCACGGACCCCUGUACGGUUUGCAGAGACUGUCGCAGGAGUUUGAAGAGCAGUAUUCUCACGCUUCCCAGGCAUGCGCUGGCCAACGACCUUUGGAUCGGACGCGUAUUGCCCGAGCUCAGCAACCUCUCGGCUGGAACAAAACGGCUGCUUCCCAUCGUGCGGGUUUGCAUGCAGGUGACCGUCUUGCAACCUUUGUCACUGCCGCGAGACGAGAGGCAGAAGGGAUACAUCGGUAACACGAUCUUCCUGCCGCAGGCUGGGCCUAGCGCCAUCCAGGCUACUCUGCCUCCCAAAGACCAAGACAUGGCCGAGAGCAUCUUGUUCGUUUUGGUUGGGCAGAAGAAGCAGGAACUGCGGUCCAGCAAGCUUUUGCAAGCUCCCAGAGAGGAGUAUGUUGCCGCUGUUGAGAAGCUGCGCGAGACGUCGCCUUACUACAGGUCGGUCGCGCUGGAGGCCGGCCUAACUCCUGGUGACGACGUCGACGCACUGGAAGGCUGCGUUUUGGAAACGGCCGCUGACAGUUACUUGGCCCGCGAACUUUUGCAAAAGGGCCCGGCCGAUGCGCAAGGCCAAGAUGAGGAGGGCGAGCCAGACGAACAGAAUCUGGAUCGCGGCCCCGGCAGCUCGGAGGACGCUGUCUUGCGAAGUCCAGCUGCCGGCGUCAGCAACUUGGAGGACGCUGUCUUGCGAAGUUCAGUUGCUGAUCCGGAUCCUGGCCGUGGCGCCGGCAGUUCGGAGGACGCUGUCUUGCGAAGUCCAGCUGCCGGCGCCAGCAACUUGGAGGACGCUGUCUUGCGAAGUUCAGUUGCUGAUCCGGAUCCUGGUCGCGGCGCCGGCGGUUCGGAGGACGCUGUCUUGCGAAGUCCAGCUGCCGGCGCCAGCAACUUGGAGGACGCCGUCUUGCGAAGUUCAGGUGCUGAUUCGGAUUCUGGCCAUCUGGUAUCCAGCAUCGUUGGAUUGAACGAUCAGUCGGAUGACGGCAAUCGCUGGUUGCGAGUGUGUAGCGAUGUAGAAGAACUAUGUCGUCGCAGGCCUCCGCAAUAUUACACGGAUGCGGAAUCCGUCCUUCGCAGCCGGGUGCAGAACGAGGUGGAUCCGGAUCGGCCGCAUGCUGUGGGCUUGUUGGGGCGCGAGGGCCAGCAGGAGCGGGCAGUGCUGCGCCGUGUUCAAAAGGUGCAGUCGAUGGCCAAGGGUGUGGAGCAGGAGCGACGAGCCCAGAAGCAGAUGUUUGAAGUGCGGCCGCAAAAGCUCGUGGUACCUUCUCGUGACGAACCGAUGAACAUGUUUCAGCCGGCCACCUGGGCGAUGGCGUUCCCGGAGCUUUUUCCUUGGGGGGACGGCGUUCCGUUCGUCAGGCGCGAGACGGGCAUGGAGGCGGGCGAGGUAUUUCGGUAUUUGUUGCUUCGAGAAGAGCUGGUUUAUGGCGACACGAUUGCUUCGCCGGCCCUUCCUCGGUGGAGUAUGUCCGUGUCCUGGCAGUGUUACAUUCAAGACCGGGUUCGGAGUUAA
Molecule: messenger RNA, 1875 nt
Organism: Symbiodinium sp. CCMP2592
Lineage: Eukaryota; Dinophyceae; Suessiales; Symbiodiniaceae
Source: the annotation of a GenBank genome assembly